Mastomys coucha (southern multimammate mouse) is the source of this 4203-nucleotide messenger RNA. RefSeq names its product G protein-coupled receptor 153 (gene Gpr153). The record is from RefSeq and is a predicted model, not a curated record. Lineage: Eukaryota; Metazoa; Chordata; Mammalia; Rodentia; Muridae. Gene Ontology annotation, molecular function: G protein-coupled receptor activity. The transcript is spliced from 6 exons. The coding region runs from base 559 to 2454 and encodes 631 amino acids. Gene Ontology annotation, biological process: G protein-coupled receptor signaling pathway. Gene Ontology annotation, cellular component: membrane.
UACGUGGCUGCGGGGAGUGGGGGGCCAGUGCAACGCGGCCGGGAAGGCGGGGCGCGGCCAGGGGGCGGCGCGGAGGCCCCGGCAGAGGCAUGCGCCCUGGUCCGCCCCCCGCCCCCGGCCGCCCGAGCUCAGCCAGCUGAGCGGCGGGAGCCGAGCGGGGCCGCGGCGGAGGCGGCGCCCAGGGAGGGAGGGCAGCGGGGCCAAGCGCAGCGCAGCUCAGCGCUCUGGCCAUCGGCAGCCUCCACCGCCAGGAUGCCCCGGCCCGAGGGCCGCUCCGCCGCCAGCCACCUCCGCGGCCCCUGGCGGUGGGCACUCAAUGCCGGGGCGCGGGAACCGCAGCCAGAGCCAGAGGCGGGAGCGGCGAGCCGGAGCCACGGGCGCCUCAAUGCCGGUGCUCUGGUGCCAUUAUUGGAGUCCUCACCGAGUGCUCAUUGCUCCCUCUGCAGCUGCUCGUGGUCCCUGGCAUCACCAGGCCCCCACGUGUGAGGGCAGCUGCAUUGCAAAGAGGCCUGGCUCUGAGGAGAAUGCCACGGCCGCUCGCCAGCUCCAGUCUGCACCAUGAGUGAUGAGCGUCGGCUGCCUGGCAGUGCGAUAGGUUGGCUGGCAUGUGGAGGCCUGUCGCUGCUAGCCAACGCCUGGGGCAUCCUCAGUGUGGGUGCCAAGCAGAAGAAGUGGAAGCCUCUGGAGUUCUUGCUUUGCACGCUGGCAGCCACCCACAUGCUCAAUGUGGCGGUGCCCAUUGCCACGUAUGCCGUUGUGCAGCUGCGGAGGCAGCGUCCCGACUACGAGUGGAACGAGGGCCUCUGUAAGGUCUUCGUGUCAACGUUCUACACCCUCACGCUGGCCACCUGCUUCUCCGUCACCUCCAUCUCCUACCACCGCAUGUGGAUGGUCCGAUGGCCAGUCAACUACCGGCUGAGCAAUGCCAAGAAGCAGGCAGUGCACACAGUUAUAGGCAUCUGGAUGGUGUCCUUCAUCCUGUCGGCCCUCCCUGCCGUCGGCUGGCAUGACACGAGCGAGCGUUUCUACACCCACGGCUGCCGCUUCAUCGUGGCUGAGAUUGGCCUGGGCUUCGGCGUCUGCUUCUUGCUGCUGGUGGGAGGCAGUGUGGCCAUGGGCGUGGUCUGCACAGCCAUUGCCCUCUUCCAGACGCUGGCCAUGCAGGUGGGGCACCGGGCUGACCGCCGCGCCUUCACCGUGCCCACCAUCGUGGUGGAAGACGCACAGGGCAAGCGUCGCUCCUCCAUCGACGGCUCGGAGCCUGCCAGAACAUCGCUGCAGAUCACAGGCCUGGUGGCCACCAUUGUGGUCAUCUAUGACUGCCUCAUGGGCUUCCCUGUGCUGGUGGUGAGCUUCAGUAGCCUGCGGGCUGAUGCCUCAGCACCCUGGAUGGUGCUCUGCGUCCUGUGGUGCUCCGUGACCCAGGCCCUGCUGCUGCCUCUGUUCCUCUGGACUUGCGAUCGUUACCGGGCGGAUCUCAAGGCAGUCUGGGAGAAGUGCGUGGCCCUUAUGGCCAAUGAUGAGGACUCUGACAAUGAGACCAGUCUAGAGGGCAGCAUCUCCCCCGACCUGGUAUUGGAGCGCUCCCUUGACUACAGCUAUGGAGGUGACUUCGUGGCUCUGGACAGGAUGGCCAAGUACGAACUGUCUGCCCUGGAGGGAGGCUUGCCCCAGCUCUACCCUCUGCGGCCACUGCAGGAGGAUCGGAUGCAGUAUCUGCAGGGCGCGGGGAGGCAUCGGUGCGGGUUUCCAGGAGGGCAGCCCUGUUUCAGCCCGGCCGGGUGCUCGCAGGUCCCGCCCACCCGGCGGUUCUCCCACGACGAUGCGGACGUGUGGGCGGCCGUCCCGCUGCCCACCUUCCUUCCACGCUGGAGCUCGGGCGAGGACUUGGCAGCCCUGGCACACUUAAUGCUGCCCGCGGGCCCCGACCGGCGGCGCGGGAGCCUGCUGGCCUUCGCCGAGGAUGCGCCCCCGUUCCGCCCGCGCCGUCGCUCGGCCGAGAGCCUGUUGUCCCUGCAGCCCUCGUCCCUAGACGGCGGCCCGCGUCGCGCCCACGACUCGCCUCCCGGCAGCUCGCGUCGCCGCCCCGGGCCUGGCGGCCGCUCCGCCUCGGUAUCGCUGCUGCCGGACGCCUUCGCGCUGACCGCCUUCGAGCGAGAGCCGCAGGCUCUGCGGCGCGUGCCCGCCCCGGCGCGGCCCUUCCCCGCUGCCCCCGACGGCGCGGAGCCUGCUGAGGUCCCGACGCCCCCUGGUGGCCGCGCGCAACGCAGCCAGGGACGCCGGGCCGCGCGGUCGCACGCGGGGCCCCUGCAGAGCAGCCUGAGCGCGUCGUGGGGCGAGCCCGGCGGCCUGCACGCGGCGGGCUGCGGCAGCACUAGCAGCUUUCUGAGCUCGCCCUCCGAGUCCUCGGGCUACGUCACGCUGCACUCGGACUCGCUGGGCUCUGCAUCCUAGGACCCCCAAAGACAGAGAUGCCACGCAGACGGAAAAAGCACAGCGCCACAGGUGUUAGGAGCUACUAAGCGCCACCUGCUCUAGGGGUGAAUGGAUGGUGGACUCUGUGCCCCUCUUACAGUUCUUUCCUUCUGGCGUCGCCUGGAGGGACGAUUGGCCGCCCUGGAGGGCUGAACAGAUCGUGGACCUGGUGCUGGGCAUGGCAUCUCCCAGGAAGGGAUAGGCUGUGCCUGUGUAGCGAGUGACAUCUGCACAUUUUGUACAGCUCUGAGGCUAGACCGGGACGUAGGGAACCUUGAGACCCGACCACGUUCUCAGAGAAGCUUAAGCUCGAAGUCACGACUGCAUCAUCCCGCACUGCCGCAGCCUCACCUCAAGGGUGUGGCGUGUAUAGUGUCCACAAACACAGGGGUCUUCAGAGCCCAAACAAGUUCUAUUGAGCAGGCUUUCUAUGUAGCCUGCCUCAGUUUCCCUAUCUCCGAAGAGUGGAUAGAUGACCAUGAUACAUCUCUCAGGGCUGUUUGAAGAACACUCCCGGGCUAUGUGCCCUCGCACUUGAAUGGACCAGGUGUGAGAGGUAGUGAGAGCCCUUUGUUAGGUCAGCCCUCAGCAUGUGGGCCCCAGAUUGAGGGCCCCUCAGUCUCAGUGACCUUUGCCCUCUUGGAGACUUGCCCCACUUUAGCUAAAGCACAACACCAUGGGUAUAUAACAGCCACCUCGAUCCCUGUUACUGUCCCCAUGCUCAAGAUUCCACCGUAUUGCCUGUCUCCCACUAUAUCGGCUGCCUCCGUGGUCCUGCUGCGAAGGCUGCGGGUGCCUGGAGCAGAGAACCAAAGCACGUGGAAGUGGACUUGUGUGUCUUGGCGCCUGUCUCCAGGUUUGCCUCCCACCUACACAGGCAAAGUCCCUGGAAAGGGUGUCUUGUACCCCACUUAUCCCGCAAGAAGGGCUUGGCUCCUGAGUAGACCCCUUUCUGGGUCUGGGCCGAGCCAGGGACAUGGGUAUCUCCAGGAGAGACUGGGAGCUGGGAGCGGAGGGGUACAGCUGGUGGACCCUCUGUGUUGGGACUUGGAGAUAGUCUCUAGGCCAGCACAGAGCCAGCCUGUGUCUCCUUGUUCUCCUUGAGAGAUGGCCAGGCCAGUCUCCUCUCCCUCUGCAGACAGACUUCCAACCCUGGCUGGGGCUGGGGGCUGGGGACUGGCCUAUCCUAGGCCUUAGAUCUCUGUCAUCCCUGCUUAAGUGAAAGAUCAGCUACCACGGAAGAGCAGAGUAGGGGACUUCGGUCCCUGUUGCCUCUGGAGAAGUUGCCUCUGGCUGUUUGCUGCUGUGCCUUCAGGGACUGACAUGUCAUACAGGGGCAGAGGCCACCAGCUAGCCACUGUCUCCCUCACAGGUCUCAAAUGACCAACUCACCACUUGGGUUUCACUCUGUAUUUUGUAUUCAAUGGCAAUACUUGUAAUGGGGACAUAGUCCCCCUAAGUCACUCCUAAUUUUUACAAAACUUUAAGGGCAAACCCUAAACCGAGGGCCCUAGGCAUCUAGGGCUCUUUCGCACACCCGGUUCAGCCUCCCUGUUUGCUGACAGCUGUAAGGACCUUGGCCCUGGGGUUACUGUCGAGAGAGCUAUCUCUAGACCACCACCCAGCCCAGAGGCAGGGAUUCCUUUGUAGUUUUUUUUGGGGGGGUGCGGGGGAAGCAUUUCUUUUCUGUACAGGACCCAAUAAAAAUUUCCUCAUGGUUUGCACACA